Messenger RNA from Penaeus monodon (black tiger shrimp), 805 nucleotides. RefSeq lists its product as uncharacterized. The transcript has 3 exons. The coding region runs from base 64 to 387 and encodes 107 amino acids. The record is from RefSeq and is a predicted model, not a curated record. NCBI's taxonomy places the organism in Eukaryota, Metazoa, Arthropoda, Malacostraca, Decapoda, Penaeidae.
UGCUUGGACGCACUCGCCUUCACCCGCGCUUGCAGCCGCAUAUCCACACCCACUGGAGACAAGAUGAAUCUCUCUCUAUGCUGGGCUGCUUUGUUCGUCGCCGUGGCCAUCCACACUGCGAACGCGGCGCCACGAAAGCACGAAAACGUUUCGUAUAUGACGCUCGUCCGGAAACGACGCCAAGGAAACCAUACUGUCUCGGGCGGGAUCUCGGCAAGCCCGGGAGGAAAGCCAGCAGUAAACAUUCAAUAUGAUUAUAACCCAAAUGACAACUUGAAGGUGUUUGUCGGUGGGAGUCACACCAUUGGCGGAGGCACAAGCGUUGGUGGUGGCGUAAGGUGGAUUAUUCCCACGAGGAAAGAUCGCAAGAAACCCAAAGAUAAUUGAGAAGGGACGAAGAGGAGAAGAAGAGGGAGAGAGGGAGAGGAGAAGAGGGAGAGGAGAAGAAGGAGAGAGGGAGAGGAGAAGAGGGAUUAAAAAUUAAGAUAGACGAAGCUGACCAAAAGAAGACUGAAGAGUGAAGAAGAGGAUAAAAAAGGAGAGAAGAAGAAGAAGAAGAAGAAGAAGAAGAAGAAAUAGAAAAAGACGAAGGUGACCCAAAGAAAAAUGAAAAGGGAGAUGAGACGACGAAAGAAAAGAAGAAAAAGAAAGAUGAGUAAAAAGUAGACCUACAGCAGAAUGAACAAGAUAAAGAAAAGAAGAAGAGAAAGGGGGAGAAGAAGAGAGAAAAAAUACGAAAAGAAAUAUGUACAAGAAAAUGCACAACUUAUGUAAUAGUUUUGUAUAAUAAAAAAAAAUAUAUAUA